This is a messenger RNA of Chelmon rostratus (copperband butterflyfish), 2083 nucleotides long. It is a transcript of the gene arl11, whose product is annotated as ADP-ribosylation factor-like 11. The transcript is spliced from 5 exons. Gene Ontology annotation, cellular component: cytoplasm. The record is from RefSeq and is a predicted model, not a curated record. Gene Ontology annotation, molecular function: GTPase activity; GTP binding. The coding region runs from base 107 to 628 and encodes 173 amino acids. Lineage: Eukaryota; Metazoa; Chordata; Actinopteri; Chaetodontiformes; Chaetodontidae. Gene Ontology annotation, biological process: vesicle-mediated transport; intracellular protein transport.
GUUAGACAGAUGAGUUUCAGUCACAGGUAGAGCUGAGAUCAGUCUGAAGGUUUUAUUAAAACUGGUCUAGAAGAAGGGGGCUCAUCUACAGGACAGAAGAAGAGCGAUGGGCCAAGCUAGCAGCUCCACCUCUCCUCAGGUGAUCCUGAUGGGUCUGGACUCAGCUGGAAAGUCGACUCUGCUGGCGAGACUGCUGACAGGACAGGUGAUGGAAACGUCACCGACCAUCGGAUUCAACGUAGGAACUUUGGACCUGGACAAGAAGACGUCUCUGACAGUUUGGGACGUCGGUGGACAAAAGAGCAUGAGACCCAACUGGAGGUAUUACCUGGACGACUGUAAAGCGGUGGUUUUUGUGGUGGACAGCAGUGACUCAACCAGGAUGCCAGAGGCCCAGAAGGCCCUGAAGAAGGUCCUGGGUGAUGAGAAGUUACGAGGAAUUCCUCUGAUGGUUCUGGCCAACAAGAAGGACAUGCCAAACUCCAUGACUAUACGAGAGAUCUCCAACCAGCUGGAUCUGCCCAGUUACACCGACCGGCUGUGGGAGAUUCAAGCUUGCAGCGCUCUGAAGGGACUUGGCCUUCAACAGGCCUUCAUGUCUGUCAACAAACUCAUCAAGAAGAGCUGAGAGGACGAGGAAGAGGACGAGGAAGGGGGGAAAACUAAAAGUUUCAACCUUCAUUAUUUAUACUGAAUGAAACUCUUAAGAUGUAAUAAUACUUAACGAUGAUUCAUUGUGCUGCUUUAAGAAGGUUUAAAGAAUAAUUUCUGGGAUUUUGCCGACAAGUAAAAGCACAAGUACUCAAUAAAUAUCAGGUUUUGAUGAAUUCGUUUGUAGGUGCACAGAUUAAAAGUUAAAUUAGAGAAUGAAAACAUGAAUCUGAUGAAUUUAUGAAGUCAUUUAAAGUGUUUUAUUUAUUGCAUCAUAUUGUUUUUACUUCUCAUCAAUGAAAAAUGAUUAAAAUCACUUUCUGCUGCUGGACUGAAACAAACAGGAAGACGACGUGUCCUCUGGAAGAAAGAAACUGUCCCUGUUCAGGUGAACUCAGGUGCUUCCACUCAGACUCUCCUGGUUCAAAGGUUGUGAGAACCACCCAGAUUUGAUGACGGCUACAUUUCUAUUAAUGUCCAAUCAGUGCAUCAUAUGUCCGUCAUGUGACUUCACGUCUAUCUGGAUCUCAGUUUCUGGGGAGUCCUGAUCCUCCACAGACCUCUCCAUCAGCUUGGAUCAGUUAUGUUGAUUGGUGGCCAACUGAUUGGUUAACAUUAUUAACGAACAUCGUUGUCUCUACAUCUUCUUCCUCGUCACGUCGUCGUCUGGUCUGACCGCGUGCAUUCUCCUGAGAGAGAACCAGGACUGGGCCAACAGCAGAGCUGGGACCAGGACCCAGACCCCAUUAAAGAAGACAAGGUAGACCCACAGGUAGAGCCAGCUGGACGUGUUCAGGUUGGGACUGCCAACCAGCCAAUCAGGACAGAAGGUCAUCCAGCCACCGCAGAGCUCGCACACGCUCAGAGCGAUCUGCAGGAAGUGCCUGUGAAGAUGCAAAACCUACGUUCAGAACUGCACGUACCUGUUGUAGUAUUACUCACACUGUCCGUCAGUACUGCUAGUAUGAGCAGCAGAAUGAGUAGAGUCCAGUCUGUAGUACUUUUUGUUGUACCUGUAGUACUUGUCCUUCAGUACUGCAUGUAUGAGCAGCAGGGCGAGGACAGAGUCGAGCACGACUGUCAGAAUUUCUAUCGAGACGAUCGUCGGAUCAGAAAUCAACCAGCGACCGUCAGCUUUACCGUACUCCUUCCCUACAGACAGGUCAGGACAGACUCAGUUAAACUCCCGUACCUCAGACAAAUACCUGCCUUUAUAAAGUUAUUUAAAUCAAAGUGCAUAAGUUCUGGCUGAAAGUGAAAUGUAUGACGUAUUAAAAACGCACCUGCCAAGAAUAAAGUAAAGUAAAUCAGAAAGUAUGAUGUGUUUCUCUCUUAUGUAGCCGAGGACAAGAAUAAAGUACCUGAAGAAUCCUGCAGAAAAAAGUUAAACUUACAGAGUUCAGCCAGCGGCCCGUCAGACGUCUCCACUGUC